ACGCACCAGACUGUUCCGAGUGACCCUAGCUAGACUAUAUCACCCUAGGGUGCACAUGUCAGCCCACAGGGUUCGACAAGACUGGGGAGAGGGGCAAGUAGCGGGAUCUUCGGUCUGCCCAGCUAGGCUACGCCUGAAAGGGUAUAAACUAUGAGAGCACGCGAAGUCAAUAUGAACCGGGAAUCAUCUCAGUUGGACGACAAAAACGCAACUUUACACCACCAAAGCGCUUGGAAUCUCAGCAAUGGCAACGCGGGAAGGACUAUUUUUCGACAACUCAAACUCGGUACUGCAACGGGGACUCCCUUGCCAAGGUGCUAUUAAGCCUCUUACGAACAACACUGAUGAAAGGGUCGAGUUUGAUGUCAUCAUCGUGGGAGCAGGGUACGCUGGCUUGACAGCCUGUAGAGAUGUCUGCACAGCUGGUGAGUACUGGAGAGGUAGUCGAAGUGCCAUACUUAUCAAUCGUGCUGCAGGUUUCAGUGUCCUCCUCCUGGAGGCUCGUGACAGAAUCGGCGGGCGAACCUUCACGACUGAGGUAGAUGGACACCUGUAUGAGAUGGGAGGCACCUGGGUGCACUGGAACCAGCCGCAUACAUAUCGCGAGAUGUCCAGAUACGGCCUCACUGACUUGCUACCCAGCCAUGACCGGACAUUCGGACUUGACAGCUGUACAGUUCACUUGAAUGGCAAGACUCGCAAUGUCAGCCACGAGACAGCACACGCGAUGACAGAGAAGGCUUUUAGAUUGAUGUGUGACGUUGAUGGUGAGCUGGGUCGAAGUGUCAUACCGUACCCUCAUGAUCCGCACUUCAACCCAGAAGCCAAGUAUUGGGAAGCGUUGUCCGUGGCACAGCGUCUCGACCAAAUUAGGACGCAAAUAUCAGACGACGAGGCUGCUAUCCUGCAAGCGCGUCUGUCGUCGAUCUACGGGGCUGACAUGGACAAAGCUGGGUUCUUCGACAUGCUUCGGUGGUGGGCUCUUGGAGGAUACACCAUGGAUGGGCUGUACGAAACAGGUGACGAUUUCAAGCUCCCAGAUGGCCAGUCAAGCUUUGCUCGACAUUUUUUUGACGAAACCGUUGGAACGCAGAAGCUGAUCUACUGUUUCGAUACAGUCGUGCAGUCAGUUCAUGAUAAUGGGCGCGCGGUCUGCGUCAACGACAAGUGGCGCGCUGAGCGACUGAUAUGCACCAUGCCUUUGAACGUCCUGUGCGAUGUGAAGUUUGAGCCCGGACUAAGUGCGCAGAAGCUGCAGGCGAUGAAAGGAGGUAACAUUAAUCAAGGCGCCAAAGUCCAUCUCGAAGUAUCAGGGUCGGGGCAUCGUUCAUGGUCCAGUGCCAUCUAUCCCGUCAGCCGCGCCUGCAGCAUGUCUGGAGACGGGCUUACGCCUGCGGGGAACACUCAUCUCGUGUGCUUUGGCUCGAACAAGGAAUUCACAUCGCCGGAAGACGACGCUCGGAGCUUUGCGGCAGAUUGCAAGCAUGUCCAGGAAAUAGACAUUCUGAAAACAAUCUGGCAUGACUGGGCCAAAGAUCCAUUUGCCAAGGGAAGUUGGUGCAUGUAUCCGCCAGAUUUCAGCUUCAAGUAUUUGGCUACACUCCAGGAACGGGCUGGAAAUGUUUUAUUUGCAAACUCGGAUUGGGCGUCGGGUUGGCGUGGGUACAUUGAUGGCGCCAUUGAGAGAGGCACGCUGGCAGCGAGGGAUGUCGCUACUGAGCUGCGCACAUCGCGAUGCACGGCAGGCUAGAAAUGAGAAGCAGUGUAGUUAAAUCUGUCAAGAAGUUCGAGAUGC
Emericellopsis atlantica is the source of this 1795-nucleotide messenger RNA. RefSeq lists its product as uncharacterized. The coding region runs from base 245 to 1750 and encodes 501 amino acids. The record is from RefSeq and is a predicted model, not a curated record. The transcript is spliced from 3 exons. NCBI's taxonomy places the organism in Eukaryota, Fungi, Ascomycota, Sordariomycetes, Hypocreales, Bionectriaceae. Gene Ontology annotation, molecular function: oxidoreductase activity.